UCUUUUGACGAGUUACCAGAUCAUCAGUUGACCACAGAUCAAGUGAACAUCAACAGCAACAAUGGGAGAUUGGGGAUUCCUAUCAUCCUUGCUGGACAAGGUCCAGUCACACUCUACCAUCAUUGGGAAGAUCUGGAUGACUGUUCUCUUCCUGUUUAGAAUCAUGGUUCUGGGUGCCGGUGCGGAGAGCGUUUGGGGCGACGAGCAGUCCGAUUUCAUAUGUAACACUAAGCAACCUGGUUGCGAGAAUGUGUGCUAUGAUUGGACAUUCCCCAUCUCGCACGUUCGUUUCUGGGUUCUUCAGAUUAUCUUCGUCGCCACACCGACAUUAAUCUACCUUGGCCAUGCCAUGCAUGUCAUCCACCAAGAGAACAAGCUGAGGGAGAAGCUGGCGAGCCCUGGGGGCUCCCGCCUGCUCAAAAUGCCAAAAUAUACUGAUGAAAAGGGGAAGGUGAGGAUCAAGGGGAACUUGCUGGGGAGCUACCUGACUCAGCUGUUUGCUAAGAUCAUCAUUGAGGCUGGCUUCAUAGUGGGCCAGUACUACCUGUACGGUUUUGUCAUGGUCCCCAUGUUCCCUUGCUCGAAGAAGCCCUGUCCUUUCACUGUUGAGUGCUACAUGUCCCGACCAACGGAGAAGACCAUCUUCAUCAUCUUUAUGCUGGCAGUGGCCUGUGUCUCAUUGUUUCUCAAUGUCAUUGAGGUGAUGUACCUGAUUUGUACCAGAGUUCGAUGUGGUGCCAAGCCUCGGAAAAUUACAUCAGUUGAACAUCCCGCAACUCUGUCAGGUCCCAGGUGGCCAAAUCCAGAGGAUACACUCAGGCAGAACAAGUUAAACAUGGAGCUCGAGAACAGCCAGAGUAUGGGUGGGAGCUUGGAUGGAGCCAAAGAGGAGAAACGACUGCUGAGCAAUCAUUAGAAAUCACUCACUCCUGUGAUUGGAUCAGGCCUAAUUCAUUCCAUGGUUACAGUUCAGAUACACUUUCCAUCACAGCGUAUACG
Messenger RNA from Thalassophryne amazonica, 999 nucleotides. RefSeq names its product connexin 32.3 (gene gja13.1). Gene Ontology annotation, cellular component: connexin complex. The record is from RefSeq and is a predicted model, not a curated record. The transcript is spliced from 2 exons. Gene Ontology annotation, biological process: cell communication. Lineage: Eukaryota; Metazoa; Chordata; Actinopteri; Batrachoidiformes; Batrachoididae. Bases 62 to 916 code for a protein of 284 amino acids.